AAAAAAGGAAAUUCGAAUAGGACUAGUUUUCAGGUUUUUCAAUCAAGUCCCUUAUUUCAUGUAUGCUUCUAUUUUAACCCCAAAAAAACUCAUUUUUGCCGCAUCACUGUUUAUACUCACUUCUCACUCUUCACACACACAGCAUUUGCAGAAGACUAAGAAUCAAGAGGGAAGAAUUUCUUUUCCGUUCCUCUAAUUUCCGGAAAUUUCAGAAAGAUUUCUUUUUGAUUCCUUUAAUUUCAGAAGAUUGUUAGUAUCUGAUGAAUAAUAACUACACGCGAGGGCGGUAUCCACCAGGGAUCGGCAACGGCCGCGGCGGCUUUGGCGUCGGUGGCACAAACCAGAAUAACCAGAAUCGAAACUCACAUUACCUACAACCCCAGCCACCGUACCCGCUGCGAACCGCACCCAAUCAGCCGCAGCAAUGGAUGAGGCGAAACCCUAGUGCCUCCACCGUUUCUGAGUCUUCGAAUGAAGUUGAAAAAACUGUGCAGUCCGAAGCCAUCGGUUCCACCUCUCAAGAUUGGAAGGCUCGAUUAGCGCUUCCACCUCCUGACACGCGGUAUAAGACCGAGGAUGUCACUGCAACAAAAGGAAAUGAGUUUGAAGAUUACUUUCUAAAACGUGAGCUACUGAUGGGAAUAUAUGAAAAAGGGUUUGAAAGGCCUUCACCCAUCCAGGAAGAAAGUAUUCCUAUAGCUUUGACUGGUAGUGAUAUUCUUGCCAGAGCUAAAAAUGGAACUGGGAAAACUAGGACCAAGAAUUCCAGGUCUUGA
Sesamum indicum (sesame) is the source of this 776-nucleotide messenger RNA. Lineage: Eukaryota; Viridiplantae; Streptophyta; Magnoliopsida; Lamiales; Pedaliaceae. The record is from RefSeq and is a predicted model, not a curated record.